AUGGUGGAAACUGGAAAAACAAAAGGGAUAACAAUUGUAAUUUCACCAUUGCUUUCACUAAUUAUAGAUCAAGUUUAUAAUCUGAACAGGCGUGGUAUAUCAACCUUAUGUUUGUAUGGUGAACAAGAAGCUAAUCAAAGACAAAAUGUAUUUACUGAACUUGAAAAAUAUAUACCAAGUUGUAAAAUUUUUUAUUUAACUCCUGAGAUGUUAAAUAGAAGUACUGCAGUUGCAUCAGCAAUAAAAAGGUUGUACGAUAGAAAACAAUUGGCAAGAUUCGUUAUUGAUGAGGCUCAUUGUGUUAGCCAAUGGGGUCAUGAUUUUAGACCAGAUUAUAAAGAUCAAACUUGA
Messenger RNA from Entrophospora sp. SA101, 351 nucleotides. The record is from the annotation of a GenBank genome assembly. NCBI's taxonomy places the organism in Eukaryota, Fungi, Glomeromycota, Glomeromycetes, Entrophosporales, Entrophosporaceae.